Molecule: messenger RNA, 688 nt
Organism: Helianthus annuus (common sunflower)
Lineage: Eukaryota; Viridiplantae; Streptophyta; Magnoliopsida; Asterales; Asteraceae
Exons: 2
Coding region: 182-565 (127 amino acids)
Source: RefSeq, a predicted model, not a curated record
AGGCCAACCCACUGACUUUUCUUGACCCAUUUUCCCAACUUACUUGUUUGCCACCUUUAGUCUACUUGAUUUCUUUUUUCUUUUUUUGGCUUACUAGUUAGUUUGAGAUGUUGGCAUGUGAUUUUAAUUGUUUUAUUACUUAGUUUUCAGCUAUGUUAUUUGGUAAUAAUAUAGUAACAAUAUGUACUUUUUUCUACAGCUACUGAGUAGGCCACAACAUCUUAAUCAGCAAGUUCGUGCGCUGGAGAUAACAAUAGAAGUAGCAACACUUGCCAUUAUUAAUCUUAAAGAUACUUCAAAUGAGUGGGACAACAAAGUCGGAUCAACAGUAAGUCCUACGAAAAAAGUAGCCGUGGAUCAACAGUUGCGCCUUGUUGCUGCCGCUGCUCAAGUAACAGUUGCAAACCCACCCAGUAUGGAUUUGGACCUGCUUGUUGAUCCGAACUUACCAUUGAGGUCGUGCCUUGUUGCUGCUGUUGAUUAUGCUUUGAUGUGGAUAGCACUGUGUGUGGAUGACGGCAUUGCUAGAAAAGUUGUUGAGUGGACCACAAGGUGUCAGUAUUAAGAUGGUUUUCUGCUUUUAGUUUAUUUUUCUAUUAAAUUAAUUAUUCAAGUAGUGCAUAGCAAUGGGUGGUGUUUUUGUUAUGAACAUGCUUAUUUGAAAUAUAAUGGAGUUUUAUUUCUUUUA